This is a messenger RNA of Nymphaea colorata (pocket water lily), 1120 nucleotides long. Its product is annotated as ras-related protein Rab7-like. Lineage: Eukaryota; Viridiplantae; Streptophyta; Magnoliopsida; Nymphaeales; Nymphaeaceae. Bases 223 to 843 code for a protein of 206 amino acids. The transcript has 7 exons. Gene Ontology annotation, molecular function: GTPase activity; GTP binding. The record is from RefSeq and is a predicted model, not a curated record. Gene Ontology annotation, cellular component: vacuolar membrane.
CCUCCAUAAACUGGAAAGAACGAGGGGAAGAUAAUCGGCCGUCCUUCUUGCUCUCAUAUAGAAUUGUUUUUGCUUCUUUGAUUGCUUGUACGCACACAGAGAGAGAGAGAGAGAGAGAGAGAGAGAGAGAGAGAGAGGUUCUCCACCAAUCUUUGGUCGCCGUUCUCUUUCUCUCGGUUCUCUCCCGCCCCCUCGCCCCUCCUACCCCCACCUGAAGCAAUAAUGUCGGCCCGUAGGCGUAUGCUUCUCAAGGUCAUCAUCCUCGGCGAUAGCGGGGUCGGGAAGACGUCUCUCAUGAAUCAAUAUGUGAACCGAAAAUUUAGCAACCAGUACAAAGCGACCAUUGGCGCUGAUUUCUUGACAAAAGAAGUUCAAUUUGAAGAUAGGCUGUUCACCUUGCAGAUAUGGGAUACAGCAGGUCAGGAACGAUUUCAGAGUCUUGGAGUGGCUUUCUACCGGGGAGCAGAUUGUUGUGUCCUUGUAUAUGAUGUAAAUGUGACGAAGUCAUUUGAUAAUUUGAACAACUGGCGUGAAGAGUUUCUUAUUCAGGCAAGCCCUUCUGAUCCAGAAAAUUUCCCAUUUGUGGUAUUGGGCAACAAGAUUGACGUGGAUGGUGGGAACAGCCGGGUGGUGUCUGAGAAAAAGGCGAGAGCAUGGUGUGCUUCCAAGGGCAACAUUCCUUAUUUUGAGACCUCUGCCAAGGAAGGUUUCAAUGUAGAGGCUGCUUUCCAGUGUAUAGCAAAAAAUGCACUAAAGAAUGAGCCUGAAGAAGAAAUAUAUCUUCCUGACACCAUUGAUGUUGCUGGGGGAAGGCAGCAAAGAUCGACUGGAUGUGAAUGUUAAGGCAGAUGAUAUGAUAAAAGUGCAGCUGCAGUUCUUUCAUUUAUUUGUGGAGUAAUAAUGUUCCAAUAUUUGUGAUGAUGUUCAUGUAUCUGGGAUGUAAACUGUGUGUAUAUUGGUGUUCUAGAAGCCGGAUUAUUGCUGUCUUCAAUUUCUUGAAUCCAGUCUCAGUCCUUGUUACUUCGCGUCUUAGUUCAGUAUUUUUUUGUAUUUUUUGUGUCGUAUACUUCUGUCUACUUAUGUCAAAUAUUCUGUUCAAUUACUCUCUCUCUCUCUCUUA